Molecule: messenger RNA, 3159 nt
Organism: Nicotiana attenuata
Lineage: Eukaryota; Viridiplantae; Streptophyta; Magnoliopsida; Solanales; Solanaceae
Exons: 4
Coding region: 1-3159 (1052 amino acids)
Biological process (GO): DNA integration
Molecular function (GO): nucleic acid binding
Source: RefSeq, a predicted model, not a curated record
AUGACUGGUUCUACUUCUUCUUCUGCGUAUACUCCUAACACAAAAUCUCCUCUAUUUCUUCUGUCGUCUGAUGUGCCUGGCGUGUCCCUGGUUCCUGUACCAUUUUCGGGGAGUGGGUUUGGAGGUUGGAAACGUAGUAUGAUAGUGUCAUUGUCUGCUAGGAACAAAAGAGCAUUUAUAGACGGUUCGUGUCCUAAACCUGCUGCAACUUUCCCUGAUUAUAAACUGGGACCACUGUAUGGUAGUGUAAAUGGGACCAAAGUUUUUGAACUAAAAAGGGAACAUGCCUCUACCUAUCACGGAUCCCUUGAUAUUGCUUCAUAUUUUACAAAACUAAAGAGAAUCUGGGAUGAAUUGGGAGUGAUGUGCAGUAGUCAUGCAAAUUCUUGCAAAUGUGCUGCUAAAGAGGGUCUCCAAAAGGAGAAAGAGGAGGACAAGGUCCAUCAGUUCCUCAUGGGAUUGAAUGAGGUUUAUGUUGGUGUGAGAAGCAAUCUGUUGAUGAUGCAACCUCUACCAUCCCUCGAUAAUGUCUAUAACAUUCUUUUUCAAGAUGAAAAUCCAGGACCUCUAACACUCUUCCGCAAGUAUUGCAAGAAGCAUGGGCACAUAAUUGAUAAGUGUUACAAGCUUCAUGGCUUUCCUACUAACUUCAAGUUUACUAAGUCUAGAAAGGCAGCUGCUAAUAUGGUGACAGAUUCUGAGUUCUCUGCUUCUGACUGCACCUCUUCCAAUCAAACCUCUAUUGUGCAUGUUGCUGAAAAUGCUUCUGUGGUGCCUGGGCUGACAAAGCAGCAAUACUCUCAACUUCUCUCCCUGUUGCAACAAUCUCAUGUCUCUGAUCCUGUACCUCAAUUCAAUAUCAUGAGUUCUGCCAACUUUGCUGGUACUCUAUUGCCUAAGAAUGUAGUGUAUAGUUUCAACUCUACUUUGCUAAACCAAUCUGAUUCCUUAACUUGGCUAGUUGACUCUGGUGCUUCUGACCAUAUGACUGCUAAUAAAGAAUAUCUCAUUAAUAUCACACCUUUACCUAUUCCUUUUCCAGUGUCUCUUCCAAAUGGUUAUAAAGUAAAAGUUACUUGCACAGGUUCCUUUGUUUUGACUGAGUCUAUAAUUCUUCACAAUGUCCUUUAUCUACCGUCCUUUAAGCACAAUCUCAUCUCUGUACACAAACUCACAGACCAAUUUGAUCGUAUAGUUCAGUUUACUAGACAUUCAUGUCUCAUACAAGGCCCUUCUCUGAAGAAGCCCCUGGAUCUUGGUAAACUGGACAGUGGGCUGUACAAAUUUGUGUGGGAAAAGCCCUCUCAACCUCAGGCUACUGUGUCAAAUGCCUGCAACAGCUUGUCAUCUUCAUUUGUUUCUGAUCAUCUUCCUUGUGCUGUAAAUACUGUUUUUCCCUCUUGUAAUAAAGUUGCUAUGAAUAAAAUGGACAUUGUUUGUCAUAAUAGACUUGCACAUGUUCCUUUUAUUAAGAUGAAAAGUAUUUCUGAAAUUUCUUCUCAUAUUUCUUCUGCACAGUCUUUUCCAUGUACUAUUUGUCCCAUGGCUAGACAAACUAGAUUACCAUUUCCUGAUAGUUCUAUUCAUAGUUCUAAGCCCUUUCAACUUGUUCAUGUUGACACUUGGGGACCAUAUCACACUUCUACAUAUUCAGGCUCCAAAUAUUUCCUUACCAUUGUUGAUGACUUAUCUAGAUGCACUUGGACUCAUCUAAUGGGGUCCAAAAGUAAUGCCUUUCCCCUCCUGAAGGCUUUUGUAUUGAUGGUUCAAACUCAAUUUCAUGUCACCAUCCAAAGCAUAAGGUCUGAUAAUGCUCUAAAAUUAGGAAAUAGCAAUGUUGCAGUUUCCUUCUUUUCUGAAAAUGGAAUCAUUCAUCAAACUAGUUGUCCACACACACCUCAACAAAAUGGUGUGGUGGAGAGGAAACAUAGAACCCUCCUAAAAGCUUCUAGAGCUUUGCUUUUCCAAUCCAAAGUACCAAUCAGAUUAUGGGGAGAUUGUCUCCUCACAGCCACAUACAUCAUUAACAGACUCCCCUCUAGACUACUACAAAAUAAAUCACCUUAUGAAUUGUUGUUUGGCAAGACACCUAGUUAUUCACACUUAAGAACUUUUGGCCGCCUAUGUUUUGCUACUGUUCCCAUUCCUCAAAGAGACAAACUGAAACCUAGAGUUAUUCCAUGUGUCUUUCUUGGCUACCCUUUUGCAAAGAAAGGUUAUAAGUUAUAUAACCUUCAGUCAAAACAGUAUUUUGUCUCUAGAGAUGUCAUUUUUCAUAAACAACUCUUCCCUUUCUCUUCAGAUUUUUCCCUUCCAAUUGUAUCAAAGUCCCCAUUGUCAACUACCUCAUCAUCUGUUCUAACCUGUUGGUUUGAACCUGAUAUGCCUCCUGAUGCUACCACUCCUUCUAGUCCUCUUUCAAUUUUUUUCCCUUUUGAUGCUCCAUCUUACCCCAAUACUACUGACAACUACCAUUCACCUUCUGUCAACCUCCCUUCACCUUCUGAUGCUUCACCUUCUUCUCACAUUACUGAUGCUUUAUUUGAAUCUGUUGCAUCUACUUCUUCUCCUGCAACCUCUGUUGCACCACUCAAGAAAUCUGCUAGAACACACACUCAUCCCUCCUAUCUAAAGGAUUACCUUUAUAAGCUACCUAGUUUUCUUUCCUGUUCUGCUAUCCAACCUGUAGAGUUUGAGCCAUAUACUUAUUCUCAGACUCCCCAGGUUCCUCACAUGAUUGCUGCUCUUCAUUUGCUUAGGUACCUCAAGGGUACUCCUAACCUUGGUCUUUUUUACUCUACCUCUACUGAUUUCUCUAUCAAGGCUUAUUCUGACAGUAAUUGGGAUGCUUGCCCUGACACUCGCAAAUUUGUUUCUGGUUUUUGCAUUUUCUUGGGUGAUAGCCUUGUUGGCUGGAAAUCAAAGAAACAGCAUGUGAUUUCUCUUUCUUCCACUGAAGCUCAGUAUAGAGCUGUUAGUAAGGCCGUUGCUGAAUUGGUUUGGCUGUCCAGGUUGUUGCAUGAUCUUACUAUUGAUGUUUCCUUUCCCAUUUCUAUUUUUUGUGACAAUAUGGCAGCCAUUCACAUUGCCAAAAAUCCUGUCUUCCACGAGCGCACUAAACAUAUUGAAGUGACUGUCACUUCAUCCGGAGCAAGUUGA